CAUCAUCCACCCACUGUAGUAUAUAGCGCCUAUGUUGUGCGGCAUUCAAUUCCAGUCCCAAAAUAACCUUCAACUCGCUCGCAGUGCACAGUUUACAACGGUUCGGUUCGCCACUCCCAGCUCUGACGGUAUUACUACUUACCACCGCACAAUCGAUACAAGCGCACAUCUCAAUUCAAGCGGAGAUAACAAACAAUUUGUUACACACCAUGGCCGAUAGCAACACUCUUGAUGCGCAGUUUGUGGGACAGUCGAACAGCUUUGCAACGAAACUGUACCAGGCAAUAAGUGCAAAGAAUGUGGGAGAAAAUGUGGUCAUUUCCCCGUUUUCGAUCAGUGCCUGUCUUUCCCUGGCCGCUAUGGGCGCUUCCGGUCCUACGGCGGAAGAAAUGUACUCGGUGCUGGAGUACGGAACACCGAACGAAAAGCAAUCGGUGGCCGAUAACUAUCGCCGUCUCAUGACACGACUCUCCUCCGAUAGCACAGUGAAUGUGGCGAACAAAAUUUACGUCAUGCAGAACUACGCUAUCAAGAGCGCGUUCAAUGCGAUCGCCACCGAAAGUUUCCAGUCCGAGGCGGAAGCGGUCAACUUCGCCGAGAAUGCGGCAGCCGCCAAAAAGAUAAACGGUUGGGUAGAGUCGAAAACGAACAACAAGAUCAAGGAUCUCAUUUCGCCGGAUUCGUUGGACGAGCUCUCGCGGAUGGUGCUGGUUAAUGCGGUACACUUUAAGGGUACCUGGACGUAUCAGUUCGAUCCGCAGCUGACGCGUCCGCUUCCGUUUUAUACCAGCGAGACAGAAUCACGCAACGUGCCGAUGAUGAACAUUAAGAAACACUUUGCGUACAACAACUUCGAAGAGCACGGCUUUUCGGCGCUGGAGCUAACAUACGGUGCUAGUGAAAUGACCAUGCUGAUACUGCUCCCCAACGAGCGUACGGGAUUGGCGGCAGUUGAGGAAAAACUUUCCAGUCUGAAUUUUGCCGACCUAACGUCACAAAUGCACAAGCAGGAAGUUGAGGUGUUCCUGCCCAAAUUUAAGAUCGAAUUCACGCGCGAUCUGAACGACGAUCUAAAGGCGCUCGGCAUGAGCAGAAUGUUUAGCGACUCGGCCGAAUUUCCCGACUUGUUGGAAGAAAACGAACCACUCAAGGUGUCCAAAGUCGUACACAAAGCGUUCAUCGAAGUGAACGAGGAAGGCACUGAGGCAGCCGCCGCCACUGUGGCAGUUGUACGUGUCAAGCGAGCCCUCAUAAAUCGGCUUAAAGUUCGCCUAGACCAUCCGUUCUUGUAUGUUUUGCUGAUGGGCAGUCCGCGACAGGCGGCUUUCAUUGGCCGCUAUGCGAAACCCGAUCAAACCGACAUUACCGGAGUUAAUCGCCGCGAUGAAUUGUAAAUCGU
Messenger RNA from Anopheles maculipalpis, 1399 nucleotides. RefSeq names its product serine protease inhibitor 42Dd. The transcript is spliced from 4 exons. Bases 210 to 1394 code for a protein of 394 amino acids. Gene Ontology annotation, molecular function: serine-type endopeptidase inhibitor activity. Lineage: Eukaryota; Metazoa; Arthropoda; Insecta; Diptera; Culicidae. The record is from RefSeq and is a predicted model, not a curated record.